GUCAAUCUUAUAUGCUUGGUAAAAAACAGGGAAUAAAUAUUAAAGAUAAAAACUGACUUGACUUUUGUUAAAAUAACUUUCUUUCCGAUUUUCCAGAUUUUGUGGUGCAUAUAUAGCUUGUACAAGCUAUGUACCAAAAAAACCUAGAAAUUGAAAAGAAAGUUAUUUUAACAAAAAUCAAAUCAGUCCUUAUCUCUAAUAUCUGUUUUCUGUUUCUUAUAUUUUUUAUUGUGCGGGAACUCUUAUGCUAUGCUUAUAUAAUAAAUGAAUAAAGAAUUUUGAUGACAAUGGAACGCAGUAACAAUAUAUAUAUAUGCAAAUAAUUGUUAUCUUGAUUUAUGAAUGAGAUGUCUGAUAAUGUUAUCAGCAUCACAAAAAAAAAAAAAAAUAGAUAUAAUCUUGACUAUAAAAUGCUCUUCUUUGAAUGUUCUUAUUUUAAUUGCGACUAAAAAGUUAUAUCGUGUGUCAAGUGUGCCUGAAAAGUCUGUUAAUUAUAAAAAUAAUUGUGAAUAAUCAUGUGUAUCUUGUUUAUUUAUCGCAAUCCCAAUGCCUUUAUUAAAUCUUAUCGACUGAUAGUUGCAACGAAUCGAGAUGAAACAUAUAAGCGUCCUGCAUUAUCUGCUCAUUAUUGGAAAAACCAUCCUGAAUGUUUAGGAGGUAUUGACAUGGAAUCUGGUAAGGAAGGUGGAACUUGGUUAGCUUUGUCAAUCAAAGGAAAAGCUGCUGUUAUUUUAAAUUUAGUUAAUAAAGAAAAUAAAAUUAAUUCAUCAAAGAAAAAUCGUGGUUUUUUGAUAAAGAAUUUUAUUACUUCCAAUGUUUCUAUAGAAACAUAUUUGAAUCAAUUACAUGAAGAAAAUGUGAAUGGCCAACCAUACAAUCCUUACUGUUUGAUUUUACUAGACUUAAACAAUGCAAAUACGUAUUAUUUAAGCAGUGAUACAAAAUCUACUGGACCCAAAAUGUGUGACAAUGAUAUUAUAGGUAUCGGGAAUAGUGGAAUAGAACGUUCUUAUAAAAAAGUUGAAGUAGGAAAAGAGGAAUUUAAACAUAUUGUACAGAAUGCAAAUGUAUCAAAACAAAAUACUCUUAUCGAAGAACUUAUUAGUUUCCUAAAAUCACAGACAAAAUGUCUACCAGAUCCUGAAUUACAAAAAAACUAUCCGACAAUAUAUGAAGAGCUUAGUUCAAUUUUUGUUUCUGGAAAUGAAUAUGGUACAAGGACACACUCUAUAUUAUUGAUUAAUGGUUCAAAUCAAGUAACAUUUGUUGAAGAAACUCUUAUGUCUGAUUUGACAUGGAAGCGACAGCAGUUUGAAAAUGAAUUAAUAUACUCAUAAUGAAUUAUGAAUAUAUUCAUAAUUCAAUGAAUUAAUAUAUGAAUUAAUAUAUAUUAAUAUAUAAAUGAAUUAAUUAAUAUACAGUAAUACUUAUUGAUAUUUAAUAUAAUAUGCUAGAAUAAAAAAGAAUUCGAUUUUUUUCUUUAUGAACUU
Messenger RNA from Cataglyphis hispanica, 1490 nucleotides. It is a transcript of the gene Tango2, whose product is annotated as transport and Golgi organization protein 2 homolog. Gene Ontology annotation, cellular component: Golgi apparatus. Bases 516 to 1337 code for a protein of 273 amino acids. Gene Ontology annotation, biological process: protein secretion; Golgi organization. Lineage: Eukaryota; Metazoa; Arthropoda; Insecta; Hymenoptera; Formicidae. The transcript is spliced from 4 exons. The record is from RefSeq and is a predicted model, not a curated record.